Messenger RNA from Tilletiopsis washingtonensis, 955 nucleotides. RefSeq lists its product as hypothetical. The transcript has 8 exons. Gene Ontology annotation, biological process: coenzyme A catabolic process. The record is from RefSeq and is a predicted model, not a curated record. Gene Ontology annotation, molecular function: coenzyme A diphosphatase activity; acetyl-CoA hydrolase activity. NCBI's taxonomy places the organism in Eukaryota, Fungi, Basidiomycota, Exobasidiomycetes, Entylomatales. The coding region runs from base 60 to 875 and encodes 271 amino acids.
CCCGCAGCUGGCGCCGCUGACGGCCGAGUCGCUCGCGGCGCUGGCGCGUCUGCGCGCCCAUGUGCCUGUGCCCGAGCCGUGUCCCGGCGCCGUGCCGGCGUAUCGGCGCGCAGCCGUGCUGCUGGGUCUGUUCGGCGGGCGGGCGAGGCGACCUGCACGUCGUCCUCUCCCAGCGCGCCCUCGGCCUGCGCAGCCACGGCGGCGACACGGCCAUCCCCGGCGGCCGCUUCGAGCUCGGCGACGCAGACAUGGAGGCGUGUGCACGCCGCGAAGCAUGGGAAGAGACCGGCCUGCCGAUCAACCCCGCAGCCUCGCCGAAGCUGUGCGAGCUGCGCGCCUUUCUCUCCGCCAACGAGCUCGUCGUGACGCCCGUCGUGGUGCUGCUCACAGAUCCGACGCAGCAGCCAAACCUGAACCCGCGCGAAGUCUCCUCUCUCUUCUCUGUGCCUCUGCGCGCCUUCCUCUACCAUGUGCCGCCCGUAGCGCUGCGGCCGUCGCUGCGCCUGCCAGCCAUGCCGAGCGAGGACGACAUGCUCAGCGCCAGCGAGGUCUCGGGCCCCUCGGACUGGCAUCACUGCCGCGACAUCAGCUGGUUCGGCGAGCGGAUACGCAGACAUGACUUUUGGCACCGCAGCAACCCAAUUCGCGGGCUCACCAGUGACAUUCUGAUCCACGCCGCGUGGCUGGCAUACGGCCAAGAGCCGUCCUUCGUGCUGCGAGCGCCGAACCAGCCGAGCGACGCAGCGCUCAUCCGCACGGCCUUCGAGGGCCCGCUGGCCAUCCGCAAGCGCCGCGUGCGUCCGCGCAUGGGGCCCUUGGCGCAGCCUGUCGACGACGACGACAAGGAGGGCACGCCGGGCAAGAGCAAGCUGUAGAGGCGCGCCGCUUGGCUUGGAUGGACAAUUGGUGCUGCGCUUGCUCUGCGAUACUGCAAUGAAUACCCUAUGUUGCGCGA